This is a messenger RNA of Erpetoichthys calabaricus (reedfish), 1798 nucleotides long. RefSeq names its product cyclic nucleotide-binding domain-containing protein 2-like. The record is from RefSeq and is a predicted model, not a curated record. The transcript is spliced from 16 exons. Bases 1 to 1614 code for a protein of 537 amino acids. Lineage: Eukaryota; Metazoa; Chordata; Cladistia; Polypteriformes; Polypteridae.
AUGACUCAUUACUUUCUGCUCUCUCUUGAGAAUGUCACAGGUUUGGCAGAAUACAAUCUGAGGAAUCUGGUACCUGGUGGGGGAGCACUGCUACGGGAUAAACUCUCAGGUUUUCAUGAAUGGUCAGAAAGUCAUAAGAGGACAACUGGACCUAAAUCUGGAAAAGAUGAAGAAUGUGUCAGUCAUCUUAAAGAAGAAAACAAACAAGAGGAAUGUAAAGUGAAUAACAAACAAAGGAGACUUCAAGAGUUUCGCAGGGCUGUCCUAGUUGUUCAGUUUGUUCGUAAUAUGAUCAAGCUUUACAAAGAUUAUGCAGUCACCAAAGAAAAAAGCAUUCCCUUUGCUGGACUCACAGGUACAGCUUGUACAAGAAAUUAUCACCUUCUGUUUGAUGCUUCUGAAUUUCAAGCAAAAAAAGAAAGAGGCAUUAGCAAUGAGGUAAUGACCAUCCUUUCCCGUCCUCCACAGACUCGUACGGCAGAAGACAUCAGAAUGGCAGCAAUAUCUUUGGGAGCAGCUGUGGACACUUUUGCAGAGUAUCCCAUUCACAUGCAGAAAAGGUUAGCCCAGGUGGGCUGGUAUGAAAGUUUUGGCCCAGGAAGAGUCAUCAUCCGACAGGGACAUAUUCCUCAAAAUUUUUAUUUGAUUCUUUCUGGGACAGUGCUUGUUUCAAAAUUGUCCGUUAAUAAGCAUACAGGAGAACCUUUUGCAAGAACCUCUGCAUUUUUAAAGAAAGGGAAAACAUUUGGGGAUGUGGCCAUCUUGACAGGAGCCAAAAGGAAUGCCACUGUAACCUGUCACGACACUGUGGCAUUGUUAGCUGUUUCCCGACAGGAUUUUGUAACUACGUUUCUCAGUGGUGAUGCACAAGAUGAACCAGAGUUCAUAGAGUAUCUCAGAAAGAUUGAUGUUCUAUCAGGGUGGCCCAUAGAAAAACUUCCUUUCAACAAGCCUAACAUCUGUGUCCACACCUUUUUCCGCAGGAAUGCUGUAAUCUCAAGGGACACAAAGGUGUCAUCGAAGAUCUAUAUAAUUAAAACAGGUACAGUUAAAGUCCUGAAAAAUUUGACUGUGACUAAUCCCCGGCAACCUUUGCUCACUACCAGAUCUGGUGAAGAAAAAUACAGCUUUCAAGAAAUGACAUCUACUGGCCACCACCAUAAGAAUUCUGAUAUGAAGACUAAAAUGGCAUCCAAAAGCAUUUCAGCGAAAAUGGAGUUGGUGUUACCAGUACUACAACAAAAUGCAGAAACAUUAGUCGAGCAGCCAGUACUACCUCAUCUGUGCUUUGCUACGUCAGAAAAAAACAGACACAGCAAAAAGGAAAAAAGUGAACUGAUAUACAUUAAUGUGCAAACACUUAAAGCUGGUGAUGCUUUUGGUCUUGCUUAUUUAUUGUUUGAAGAGACUUUCCCUAUGAUGCUUGUAUCUGAGGGUGCAGAAUGUAUUGUGAUUAGCAAAGAUUUCUUCAAACAACAUGCACAAGAUUCCUAUCUCAGAAGACUCUAUGAUCUGGUUCCACCAUACCCCACAGAAGAAGUUCUGCAGAAAAAACUGCAACAGUAUAUUAACUGGGAAACAAACAAGUCAUUGUUAUUUCAUAAACGCUUGUAAGUCUUUGAGCUUCAAGACAUCCACCACCUUUUUAGACUUUCAAACAAGAAAUUCUUCUCUGAACAUGUUUGCUGUAACAUUAUAAGAUAAUUGAUAUUUUUCGUACUUUAAGCCUAACAUGUUUCCUGUACAAUUGUUAUAGUCAGGAGGACCUUUUUUCAUUCAUUGCUUUGUUUGAUGGUAU